Messenger RNA from Orycteropus afer afer, 1331 nucleotides. It is a transcript of the gene ASB6, whose product is annotated as ankyrin repeat and SOCS box containing 6. Gene Ontology annotation, biological process: intracellular signal transduction; protein ubiquitination. Gene Ontology annotation, cellular component: BRCA1-BARD1 complex. The record is from RefSeq and is a predicted model, not a curated record. Gene Ontology annotation, molecular function: protein binding. NCBI's taxonomy places the organism in Eukaryota, Metazoa, Chordata, Mammalia, Tubulidentata, Orycteropodidae.
UCUCGGCCUCGGCUGAAAGCGCGGCUCCUGCAGCGCCCGGGGCUGCCGCAAUGCCAUUUCUGCAUGGCUUCCGAAGGAUCAUCUUCGAAUACCAGCCGCUGGUAGACGCGAUUCUGGGCUCCUUAGGGAUACAGGACCCCGAGCGGCAAGAGCCCCUAGACGGGCCCAAUUAUGUCACCAGCGAGGCAAGCCGAAUCCUUGUUCUCACUGAGCUGCUGGAGAGGAAAGCCCACUCCCCAUUUUACCAGGAAGGUGUGAGCAACGCCCUGCUGAAGAUGGCUGAGCUGGGGCUGACGCGGGCGGCGGAUGUUCUCCUACGGAAUGGGGCCAACCUCAACUUUGAAGACCCAGUCACCUACUACACUGCCCUGCACAUCGCCAUCCUGCGAAACCAGCCCGACAUGGUGGAGCUGCUGGUGCGUCACGGGGCCGACAUUAAUCGGAGGGAUCGGAUUCACGAGAGCAGCCCCUUGGACCUGGCCAGUGAGGAGCCAGAGCGCCUGCCCUGCCUGCAGCGCCUCCUGGACCUUGGAGCAGAUGUCAAUGCGGCUGACAAGCAUGGAAAGACUGCUCUUCUCCACGCGUUGGCCAGCAGUGAUGGGGUGCAGAUCCACAAUACUGAGAACAUUCGGCUCUUGCUGGAGGGAGGGGCAGACGUCAAGGCUACCACCAAAGAUGGGGACACUGUGUUCACCUGCAUCAUCUUCCUGCUCGGUGAAACAGUGGGAGGGGACAAAGAGGAGGCCCAGCUCAUCAACCGCUUCUGCUUCCAAGUAACGCAGCUGCUGCUCGCUCAUGGGGCAGACCCCAGUGAGUGCCCAGCCCACGAAUCCCUCACCCACUUCUGCCUCAAGAGCUUCAAACUGCAUUUCCCCCUGCUGCACUUCCUGCUGGAGUCUGGCGCCUCCUAUAACUGCUCCGUGCAUGGGGCGUCCUGCUGGUCUGGCUUUCACAUCAUCUUUGAGAGGCUCUGUUCCCACCCGGGCUGCACUGAAGACGAGAGCCACGUGGAUCUCCUGCGCAAAGCUGAGACCGUUCUGGAUCUCAUGGUGACUAACUCCCAGAAACUCCAGCUGCCUGAAAACUUUGACAUCCACCCUGUGGGCAGCCUAGCAGGAAGGAUCCAGGCCCUGCACUGCUCCUUGAGGCAGCUAGAGAGCUACCCUCCACCCCUCAAGCACCUGUGUCGUGUUUACAUCCGGCUGUACCUUCAGCCGUGGCCCGUGGAUGUCAAGGUCAAGGCCCUACCUCUACCUGACAGGCUCAAGUGGUACCUCCUCAGUGAGCACAGUGGCACCCUUCAAGAUGACAUCUGACAGGUCCCAGGCGAC